This is a messenger RNA of Nestor notabilis (Kea), 1075 nucleotides long. RefSeq names its product TNFAIP3 interacting protein 3 (gene TNIP3). The annotation marks the transcript as partial. The transcript is spliced from 13 exons. Gene Ontology annotation, biological process: regulation of transcription by RNA polymerase II; cellular response to lipopolysaccharide. NCBI's taxonomy places the organism in Eukaryota, Metazoa, Chordata, Aves, Psittaciformes, Psittacidae. The record is from RefSeq and is a predicted model, not a curated record.
GUGUGAAAGCCAAGAGCUUGAUGUUGAAAUAAGGAAUCUGAUAGAGAAGAGUAACACUCGCCAGUCCUGCGAGCACCCCAGACCUAUUGCCCAAGAAAGCGUGAACCCUGAGAGAACUUCGUGUUCCCUUAAGAUCCAUAGUGAAGCAAAUGCUCAGGACCGUCUUGGAUGUGCACGGGCAGGUGUGAGUGACAUGGAAGCCCCAGCAGACCCACUAGAAUCAAGGCACAUAUUGCUGACCAAAAAGAAGACUGUAUCAGCCAGUUCUCUGGAACAACAGAUCCUCUCUCUAGAAGGACAGAGACGAGAGCUUUUGGAGGUGAACAAGCAAUGGGAUCAUCAAUUUAGAAGUAUGAAACAGCUUUAUGAGAAACAGCUGGCAGAAAUGAAAGCAAGACUGGACGUGUCAGAGAGGAGAGUCAGUGAACUGGAGGAAAAGAGGCACCGACAGCAUCCAGAAGCUGAGAGGUUGCGAGCCCCGGGCAGAGAGCAGCCGCUGCAGGAAAUGAAGGAAACAAAGGUCCUUAGCGAAGCUCUUCAUGAAAUGAAGGAAGAGAACAGGCUCCUGAAGCAGAAGAAUGCCUCGAUGGUGAGAAAGAAAGAACACUAUGAGUGUGAAAUAAGUCGUCUCAAUAAGGCCCUUCUGGAUGUGUUGAAAAAGCAGCACUCACCUGUACUAGGGAAUCCUUCAGCGAAGGGAGGCAGAAACAGCCUUGAGGACAUGAGAACCCAACUUGAAGUUCUCAGACAGCAGGUACAAAUAUAUGAAGAAGACUUCAGAAAGGAGAGAUCUGACAGAGAAAGACUUAAUGAGGAGAAGGAAGCAUUGCAGAAAAUUAAUGAGAGAUUACAGUCUCAACUGAACAAACUAAACUCUCAGUUGAAGGAAGGUAAAGAGAAGCUUGUGAAGGAUUUAAAGCAACAGACAAAAGAUCUCCCGCCAGACUAUCAGUGGUAUGUUCCUGACCAAUUUCCGCCAGAUGUGCAGCACAAGGCAAAUGGUCAUAGUAAGAAAAAUGUCCCUCGCUCCCAGAACCUGAAAGCUGCCUCUGAUCGAAACAUAACGAGGGAGAAG